AGUUGUUCGUAAGACAUUACGCUGAUACAAUAUUUGACUUAGGACUAUCAAAUAAAAUUGUAAAUCUUGAAACAAUCAGGACGUAAAUCUAAAUUGAGGAAAGUAAGAUGUGCUGACUGCUACAUGUACUACACAAAACAAAAUAAAAACAUUUAAAGCAUCUAAUAAAACUAAAUAAUGAAGACAGCGAAAGUUCCUUCGGUUAAGUCCAAAUUCAGUAUCGAUGCACUACUCGGAAGAGACAGAGACAGUCCGGAGCCCGAAUCAAAGACACCACCAAUGAGUCCGAGCUCAUCGGAAUCGAUGCGAUCCACCCCGGUGAGCUCCCCGUGUUCGAGCCCCAGUCUUAGCCCCGGGGGUAUGGGAGGAAGCAGUAUUGUUCCUAAACCUGGACUCUUACAUAUGCAUGGAAUGAAUGGACAUAAUAUGAGCACUGCGGGUCUCCUACCAGGAAUGUUCGCGCACCCUAUGUACUCGGGUCUAGGGGGAUCUCCCCAUGGACCCCAUCCGAUGUUGCCGGGAAGUGCAUUCCACUCCCCGGCAGAGCAAGCUUUAAAGGCAGCCCAGGCCCAGGGAAUGAACCUCGACUGGUUAGCGAGGGCGGGGAUGUUCAUGCCAAGGGUGAUGGACUUUGCAGGUGCCCAACAACAUAAUCUACUAGGAAAAACUAGAAGACCAAGGACAGCGUUUACGAGUCAGCAGCUGUUAGAGCUAGAACGCCAAUUCAAGAUGAACAAAUACCUCUCUAGGCCCAAGAGGUUUGAAGUCGCCACCUCUCUAAUGCUUACAGAAACCCAGGUGAAGAUCUGGUUCCAAAACAGACGAAUGAAAUGGAAACGUAGCAAAAAGGCCCACAUGGAGGCAAAAGCAAAGCAUGCAUCUGAUAAAGCGAACAAGCAACUUCACAAAGACAAUGUUCAUAUCCCAAAACUGGACAAUCAAAAUGCUAACACAAAUACCGACAAUCAAACUGAGACAAUCAUAAGUAACAUACCCGCUGGCAGUAGUGCGCCAUUGGGGCUCCAUAAAACCACAGUAGAUGAAACAGCUCUUAGACUUAAAGACACUGACCAAGUUCGUGGUCCACAGAUGUUACAAGUGCAUCAAACUAAGGUGCUUAAUGAACCAAUGGACAUGGCAAAUUUUGAGCACAGUAUUCAGACGACCGUACAGCAUCCACACGGUUUAUAAAACAUAUUCAUGAUAAAGUUGUGUAUCAGAUUUUGUAGUCCUUGGCAAAUUGGUCGGUUUCCAUAGAGGGGCUUGAUAAAUCCUAUUUUCCAAAGGGACAAUUUCUGUUAAAUUGGGAAUUUGCUUCCCUUUUGCGACCUUCAAAAUUGGAGAACAUUGUAACAUAUGCCCAAUCCCUGAACCUAUGAACAACGCCUUCGGAGCCAAUUGUUGUUCAUAGAGUUCAUAGGUUCAUAGAGACAGAAAUAUAUUAUUUUAGAAUCUCCUUAGAAUUCGUGUGCAUUGCGCAUCACUUUCUUCUACAGAAAUAAGAAGCUUCAAGUCUGGAGAACUGGCCAUAGUAGACUAGAGCAAGUACUCAUGCAUACAAACUAUAAUAUGGGCCAUGUUUUCUGUUUUGCCCAGAGAACCUAAAAAAGUGUCUCAUGGUAGUCAAUGGUUGGAUGCAAGUCUAGAUAAUUUCCAACUUGACAACGACACAAAAUGAAACAUGGGGGAUUCUAGUAUUGUAGAUCAUUAAGAAAAAUAUAAUUCAAACCACAUUGGUUGAAACAUAAAUGAGUAGAAUGGGCUUCCAGAGAUGUGCCAAAAUGAGUUUAAUU
Owenia fusiformis is the source of this 1793-nucleotide messenger RNA. NCBI's taxonomy places the organism in Eukaryota, Metazoa, Annelida, Polychaeta, Sabellida, Oweniidae. The record is from the annotation of a GenBank genome assembly.